Messenger RNA from Crotalus tigris (Tiger rattlesnake), 2124 nucleotides. It is a transcript of the gene SNRPF, whose product is annotated as small nuclear ribonucleoprotein polypeptide F. Gene Ontology annotation, molecular function: RNA binding. Gene Ontology annotation, cellular component: catalytic step 2 spliceosome; U1 snRNP. The record is from RefSeq and is a predicted model, not a curated record. Gene Ontology annotation, biological process: spliceosomal snRNP assembly; mRNA splicing, via spliceosome. The coding region runs from base 183 to 443 and encodes 86 amino acids. Lineage: Eukaryota; Metazoa; Chordata; Lepidosauria; Squamata; Viperidae. The transcript has 4 exons.
CAACAGGACGGGAAAUAUUAUUCCGUUCAGGUGAAAGGUCAACAGGAAAGCUUUGCUCGAGGAAAGAGACGGUGUGUGACGUCACUUCCUGGCCUUUUCUUUUGCAAGUUUGGCGGGCGCACGUGUUGCCCCCGAAUAAUUUUUGCAGUCGUCGUAGCUGCCCCUUGCCUGGCCGGGUUGCUAUGAGUUUGCCUCUCAAUCCAAAGCCAUUUCUAAACGGGCUAACUGGGAAGCCAGUAAUGGUGAAAUUGAAGUGGGGAAUGGAAUACAAGGGCUAUCUUGUAUCAGUUGAUGGCUACAUGAAUAUGCAGCUUGCCAAUACAGAGGAAUAUAUUGAUGGUGCAUUGUCGGGACAUCUUGGCGAAGUUCUGAUAAGGUGCAACAAUGUCCUAUACAUAAGGGGUGUAGAAGAAGAAGAAGAAGAUGGAGAAAUGAGAGAAUAAUGUUGGAAAAUCUUGUGUUUUUUAAUGUGUAAAAUACAUGUUCAGUUGUAGCUUUUGAAAAAAUUACAUGUUUUGUAACUUUACAUUUUGGGGGUAUAAAAAUACAUAUUGUUGAAAGAAACAGUCAAUAUGAAAGAUAAACAAGUAUAAAAACUGGGAUUAUUUAGCCUUAAUACAAAUGUUUUAAAGCAAAUGGGAUCAGACUUAUUCCAUCACCAUUUACUUUAUAUGAUUCAGUUGGACUAAGCUAGGAGCAAGAUCUAUAACUAGUACAAAAAUACACCUUACACAAGAAUAUCAAGUGAAGUAGUAAUCAUCUUCACUUUUUGUAGUUGCAUCUGUAGCUUGUUUUGCUUCGUGCUUAGUCGUUGGAGGCUGUGACCGGUACACUAAUUUUCUUCCCAUCUAAAACAAAGCCAAAAAAUAUAAAACCUUCAUAUGCAUUGGAUUUUUAAAAGCAGUCUUAGUUUUCCUGUUAACGUUUCCAUACAUAGUCUUUCAGUUAUAUUUUAUAGAAAUGUAGAAACACUUGAAAUGGAUUCCUGUAGGUGGAUCUACUUAAAACAAAACUGUCAGACAAAACACACUCAUUUCAAAGUUGUUUAGUUCUGCAAAAAAAAAAAAAAAAAAGGUGCAGCCUUUUUAUCCUGGGAACCAAGUAAUAUCACAUCACUGGACACCUUCCACCACUCUAUUUGAAUUCUGAAAACAUUACUGAAAACAGUAGUUUAAGAUAGUCAUGGAUAUGUAUCUUAAGGCUAGAUGCUAAAUAUCCUACUUUGAUUGAAAUUAUGUUGUGCUGGUAUUGGUCCAGAAGCUAGGUAUCUGCACCUUUUUGUUAUGGACUUUAUAAUGAAGAAACUGGAUAAAAAGUUAUUUAGACAGUCAUGGUCUGUAUUAUUAUUUAUUUUAUAAUAUCCUAAUCCUUCAGAAAAGAAACCAGAAUUAAGACUUAUAAGAUAAAAAUAAUUUAAGCUCUGAUUUAAAUGUGAUUUUAAUGGAUUUUUUAAAAGUAGACAAAGUAGUUAAAUCUCGUUGAACUCAAAAUGCCACCCAAAGAUUAGAAGCUGUGAUAAUUUCUUUAUGGGCAGAGAAAGAAAUGCAAAAAAGUAUUUUCCCAAGUGGCUUUAUUCUAGUAACCUCUAAAGGGUUUUUAAAAUAAUGAUUAGCCUUUGUAGUUUUCCUGGAUCAAAUGGAUCCUCGGUGCAGUUUCUUCCUGAUGCUAAUUUGACUGCUGAAUUAUGUGCUAGUUUUAAGUUUCUGAACUAGUUAAAAGGGUAUGAAAAUUAACUUGUGCAAAUACAGUUGCAAGGUCACUUUUUUUCAGAAAGCCAGAUAACGUAUCCUCACAUAUACUCAUUUUUUAGUGUAGAUAAAUGCAUUGUGCAUCAGUUGGUAUGUUACUUGCCUGUACUAUGCAUAUAAUGAAGACAAACUAUUCUGUUGGAUUUCUCCAGUCUCAAUCUAAUCUGGAUUGGUGAGCUUCAGUUCCCCAAUUUCUCCAACUAGCAUUGACAAUUGAGGAUUUUAAAGACCACAUGGCUGAAGGGAGCCAAAUUGAGAAAAAUGGAUGAAACUUUUGUCUCAUGUAUGUAUAUGUGCAUGACGGGGAGUAGUCUUCCUUUUGGAAAAAUGUAUUCACACCCCCUGAUUUUAUAAACUACCUUUCGUUUGGCUUAGA